Molecule: messenger RNA, 342 nt
Organism: Plasmodium gonderi
Lineage: Eukaryota; Apicomplexa; Aconoidasida; Haemosporida; Plasmodiidae
Product: 60S ribosomal protein L36
Exons: 2
Coding region: 1-342 (113 amino acids)
Biological process (GO): cytoplasmic translation
Cellular component (GO): ribosome; cytosolic large ribosomal subunit
Molecular function (GO): structural constituent of ribosome
Source: RefSeq, a predicted model, not a curated record
AUGGGAAGGAAAUCAACGAUAAAACCAGCUUCUGGAAUAGCAGUCGGUUUCAACAGCGGACAUAUCGUGAGCAAAAGGAACUUGAAAGGAAGCAUCAAGAAAAAACCAAAAUCCAAAAGAAAAGAAUUAAUAAAUGACGUUGUUAGAGAAAUAACAGGAUUUAGCCCCUAUGAAAAAAGACUAAUCGAAUUGAUCAAAGUAGGAACGUCUGCUGCAACUAAGAGAAGUUUAAAAUAUGCCAAGAAAAAAUUAGGUACUCAUAAAAGGGGUAAGGCGAAAAGAGAAGAAAUACAAAAAAUAGUCAUUAUGCAAAGAAGAAAGGGUGCAACUGAGAAGCACUAG